UGCUUUGUGCACCCCUGCCGUCAUUGAGACGUCUGUCAAGUGGGCUGUAACUCCGACGUAGGUCCUUAGGUAGUGUUAACUGUUUUCGCCUUGAGUUCUUGAGUUGUUUGUCUGCUUUCUUCAUCCUCUGUUUCUAUACAACUCUCCUAUUGGCAUUUCCGUCAAGGUAGCAUUCUUUUCAUAUACCCCUCACAACUUACAGUCGCGCCCGCUUCCAAGGUGCACUCGGAAUAUAGACCAAGCCCACGACGACACCGAUCGUUGUUCUCAAAGCAAUAUGUCCUCACUGUGGGGCACGAGAAACAAGAAGGACGAUGACGAUGCUCCGGAGGGACCUCCCGAGGAACGGGGGUCAAACGAGUAUCCGGCGCGGGGACCCGACGAACACACCCGCCUGCUUCCGAACCGACUCGACAGCGACAACAGGCAGUACCUGACGCCUGACGAUCCAGCAGUGUCACCGUACAAUCUCUGGACGGUGCGGGUGAUGCGAUGGGCGACGGUGCUUUUCACAGCCCUUACUUUUACGUGGUGGACUCUCACUUUGGUUUCCGUUUUUGUCACGCCGCCUGGCAUGCACACUCGCGGCUCGGGCUUCCAAGCCUUCAGCUAUUCGAGUCUGGCACUCUUUACCCUAUUGUUCACCCUCGUCUUCUUCGGUGUACCGUCUAAGGCUGUCCGCAUUUUGUCUAUCUUCAUGGCCUUCAUGCUCUUUGUCGAUAUGGUUCUCAUCCUCGCCGUGCAGAAGAAUCGCUACGAAGAGACGGGCGUCGGGGUUGCUAGUGUCGUUUGGGCUUUCCUCAUGAGCUUGUGGGCACUGGCUUGCGACCGAACCGUGAAAUGGGGCAAGGCAGAAGAAGAGGAGCGCUUGACCGGCCGAGUCGAGACGAGACGUACGGUCUGGGAAUGGACCGAGGUGCUCAUCUCCACCGUGGCCUAUGUGAUCCUCUCCGUGGUCAUCGUUUUGAUCACGGCCACUCUCAUUCUCCGAUCUCUGGAUGCUGGGUUUGGCCCGCCGGGUGAGCAGUACUGGGUGGACGGAGACCAGUACCGGAUCCAUGUUUACUGCGACGGUAAUGGCACCGAUGCCGCAGGCACCAAGCUACCUACUGUUUUGUUUGAGGGCGGCGACCUGCCAGUUGAGAACGGACUCUGGCAGUUGGCGCAAAAUGCUUUGAAGAAUGGAUCGAUUUCGAGGUACUGCUUUGCCGACCGCCCAGGGUACGGAUGGAGCGACACUGCGCCUAGUCCGCUCUCGGCCGGCAUGGCAACUGAUGCGUUGAGCGAGGCUCUCGCACGAGCCGGCGAACACGGUCCUUGGGUCCUGGCGAGCGCCGGCAUUGGCUCCGUCUACUCCCAGAUCUUCUCCUCUCGACAUGGCAGAGAGGUUAACGGUCUCCUCCUCAUUGAUCCUCUUCACGAAGACCUCCUACAUCGUAUCUCGGACUCAGGCAGAGGGUUUAUGUACUGGCUGCGCGGCGUUCUUUCCCCUCUCGGGCUUGAACAUCUGCCAGGCGCCGUUUUCAAAGGGCGAACGAGCGCGGAUCGUGUCUGGGGCCGAUCUGCCAGACAGGGCGGAAAGUAUCUUUUCACAAAGUUGCAGGAAAGUCUUGUGGCCGAUACUCUCACCAAGCGAGAGGUGAUCAGUAGCAAGGCGAUUCAAUACCCAGAUGCGCCUCUGGUCUUGAUUAGCUCUGGCGAAAACAUCCGGAAGGAUAGCGAAUGGGAGGACAAGCAGAGAGAUCUCAGUCAUUUGACGAGGAACUUGAAGCAUUGGGAUAUUGUCGACAAGGCGCCUCAUAAUGUGUGGGAGACACUGGAAGGACGCCAGAAGAUCGAAAAGAGGCUUCGCCAGAUGGUCCAUGCAUGAAGAGCAAGUAGCCAUUGCUAACUUCAUUGUAUUUCACACCCGAUUAUCUAUUUUCCUAUUGUCUUCUUCCUCUUCAUUCUUGUGUCCCUCAUGUCGAUUGGUUGGUUGCAUACGGAUGAUAGGUGGAUUUUCUUGGGUCAGUUUGAUCGCAGCGUGUUUGAUGGGUAAUUAGGAAAGGAAAUGAUGAGAGCGAUAUGACUUUAAGAAACUUUUGACCU
Messenger RNA from Colletotrichum destructivum, 2088 nucleotides. RefSeq names its product Putative alpha/Beta hydrolase. Bases 278 to 1870 code for a protein of 530 amino acids. The record is from RefSeq and is a predicted model, not a curated record. The transcript has 2 exons. NCBI's taxonomy places the organism in Eukaryota, Fungi, Ascomycota, Sordariomycetes, Glomerellales, Glomerellaceae.